Scomber scombrus (Atlantic mackerel) is the source of this 4297-nucleotide messenger RNA. It is a transcript of the gene tnksa, whose product is annotated as tankyrase, TRF1-interacting ankyrin-related ADP-ribose polymerase a. The record is from RefSeq and is a predicted model, not a curated record. Gene Ontology annotation, molecular function: protein binding; NAD+ poly-ADP-ribosyltransferase activity. The transcript has 29 exons. The coding region runs from base 1 to 3843 and encodes 1280 amino acids. NCBI's taxonomy places the organism in Eukaryota, Metazoa, Chordata, Actinopteri, Scombriformes, Scombridae.
AUGGCGACGCCUCGUCGCUCCUCUCAGCAGCAGCAGCCAAACUCCUUGCUAUCCUCUCCACCCCACGGCUCCCUCCGCCCCGGCACCCCGCCCGGCUCCCCGGCAGGACCCACCGACGAUGCCACCCCGCUUUCCCACGGAGACAGGAUAGAUAGCACGGCUGACGGUGAGGCAACCCCGGCCUCUCCCACCACCAUAUCCCCUGCUCCGGCCCUCAGCAGCAGCAGCAGCAGCAACACUAGCAGCAGCAACACUAGCAGCAGCGCUAGCUCCCCGACCACCACCGAGGGCAGCGGGACCAGCGCAGGCUCUACGCCCGACUCGGGGAGCAGUGACCAGGGCAGCGGUGGCAGCAGCGGUAGUGCAAAUGGGGCUUUCAGGGAGUUAUUUGAAGCCUGUCGUAACGGGGAUGUUUCGAGGGUGAAGAAACUCGUGGAUGCGGUGAAUGUGAACGCUAAAGACAUGGCAGGACGCAAAUCUACACCCCUGCAUUUUGCAGCAGGUUUUGGGCGGAAAGACGUGGUGGACCACCUGCUUCAGACAGGCGCCAAUGUGCACGCUCGGGAUGACGGGGGUCUGAUCCCGCUUCACAACGCCUGCUCGUUUGGUCACUCUGAGGUGGUGUCCUUGCUGCUGUGUCAGGGGGCCGACCCUAAUGCUCGAGACAACUGGAACUACACACCGCUACACGAGGCUGCCAUCAAGGGCAAGAUAGAUGUCUGUAUAGUGUUACUGCAGCAUGGAGCCGACCCCAACAUCCGCAACACCGACGGCAAGUCUGCCCUGGACCUGGCUGAACCCUCCGCCAAGGCCGUGCUCACAGGUGAAUACAAGAAGGAUGAGCUGCUGGAGGCGGCGAGGAGUGGAAACGAGGAGAAGCUAAUGGCCUUGCUCACUCCGCUCAACGUCAACUGCCAUGCGAGCGAUGGCCGCAAGUCCACUCCGCUCCACCUGGCAGCAGGAUACAACAGGGUGAGGAUAGUUCAGCUGUUACUACAACACGGCGCAGAUGUUCAUGCCAAGGACAAGGGUGGUCUGGUGCCUCUACAUAAUGCCUGCUCCUAUGGACACUAUGAAGUCACUGAGCUGCUGCUGAAGCACGGAGCCUGUGUGAAUGCCAUGGAUCUCUGGCAGUUCACCCCACUCCAUGAAGCGGCGUCUAAAAACCGAGUGGAGGUCUGCUCUCUGCUGCUGAGCCACGGGGCCGACCCAACCCUGCUCAACUGCCACAGCAAGAGCUCUGUGGACAUGGCGCCCACUCCGGAGCUGAAGGAGAGACUCACAUAUGAGUUUAAGGGCCACUCCUUGCUUCAGGCUGCUCGAGAAGCUGACAUGGCCAAGGCUAAGAAGACCCUCGCAUUGGAGAUCAUCAACUUCAAACACCCUCACACACACGAGACUGCGCUGCAUUGUGCAGUAGCAUCGCCGCACCCCAAGAGGAAACAGGUGACGGAGCUGCUGCUGAGGAAAGGCGCCAACGUCAAUGAGAAGAAUAAAGAUUUCAUGACUCCUCUCCAUGUGGCAGCAGAGCGGGCUCAUAAUGACAUAAUGGAGGUGCUACAGAAACACGGGGCCAAGGUGAAUGCCUUGGACACGCUGGGUCAGACAGCGUUGCAUCGUGCUGCGCUGGCAGGCCACCUUCAGACCUGCAGGCUGUUGCUAGGAUACGGGGCUGACGCCUCACUGGUGUCACUGCAGGGCUUCACUGCUGCUCAAAUGGGAAAUGAAGCUGUACAGCAAAUACUCAAUGAGAACGUCCCAGUGAGAAACUCAGACGUGGACUACAGACUUCUGGAAGCUGCUAAAGCCGGAGACCUGGACACAGUCAAGUCUUUGUGUACGGCUCAGAAUGUGAAUUGUAGAGACCUGGAGGGGCGACACUCCACUCCCCUUCACUUUGCUGCUGGCUACAACAGAGUUGCGGUGGUGGAGUACCUGCUGCACCAUGGGGCCGACGUGCACGCCAAGGACAAAGGUGGUUUGGUUCCUCUCCAUAACGCCUGUUCGUAUGGUCACUACGAGGUGGCCGAGCUGCUGGUCAGACACGGAGCCUCAGUCAAUGUGGCCGACUUGUGGAAGUUCACACCGCUCCACGAAGCUGCCGCCAAGGGCAAAUAUGAGAUCUGCAAACUGCUGCUCAAGCACGGAGCAGACCCCACAAAGAAAAACCGGGACGGGAACACACCUCUGGAUCUGGUGAAGGACGGGGACACGGACAUCCAGGACCUCUUGAGAGGAGACGCUGCGUUACUGGAUGCAGCCAAGAAGGGCUGCCUGGCCAGGGUGCAGAAGUUGUGCAGCCCCGACAACAUCAACUGCCGGGACACACAAGGACGCAAUUCCACCCCGCUGCACCUCGCAGCUGGCUACAACAACCUGGAGGUAGCAGAGUAUCUGUUGGAACAUGGAGCUGAUGUGAAUGCACAGGACAAAGGAGGGCUGAUACCUUUGCACAAUGCAGCGUCAUACGGGCACGUGGACAUAGCCGCCUUGCUGAUCAAGUACAACACGUGCGUCAACGCCACAGACAAGUGGGCGUUUACUCCCCUCCACGAAGCGGCCCAGAAGGGUCGGACUCAGCUCUGUGCUCUGCUCUUGGCCCAUGGAGCCGAUCCCACCAUGAAAAACCAGGAGGGGCAAACGCCACUGGACUUGGCGACGGCUGAUGACAUCAGAGCAUUGUUGAUUGACGCCAUGCCGCCAGAUGCUCUGCCGAGCUGUUUAAAACCGCAGGCCACAGUGGUGAGUGCAAGUGUGGUGAGUGCAGGCGCCACAGCAGGUGUGGUCAUCUCUCCCUCUCCAUCCCCGUCCUGCUUGUCAGCAGCCAGCAGCAUAGACAACCUGACCACGCCCCUCAACGACAUCACAGUGGCCGGUGCCACUGGAACCGCCGACGGAGCAUCUGGAUCCGACAGGAAGGAAGGAGAAACAGCUCUACUCGACAUGACCAUCAACCAGUUCUUAAAGAGUCUGGGGCUGGAACACCUCCGAGACAUCUUUCAGAGGGAACAGAUUUCGCUGGAUGUGCUGGCAGACAUGGGUCACGAGGAGCUCAAAGAGAUCGGCAUCAACGCUUACGGUCACAGACACAAACUCAUCAAGGGCAUCGAGAGGCUGCUGGGAGGCCAGCAAGGUGCAAACCCAUACCUGACGUUCCACUGCUCCAGUCAGGGCACCGUGCUGAUCGACCUGGCACCAGACGACAAGGAGUUCCAGUCUGUGGAGGAGGAGCUACAGAGCACUAUCAGAGAGCACAGAGAUGGAGGCAAUGCAGGCGGAGUCUUCAGCCAGUACAACAUCAUCAAGAUUCAGAAGGUGGUGAAUAAGAAGUUACGGGAGAGGUAUGCACACAGACAAAAAGAAAUUGCAGACGAGAAUCAUAACCACCACAACGAGCGGAUGCUGUUUCACGGUUCUCCCUUCAUCAACGCCAUCAUUCAUAAGGGCUUUGACGAACGCCACGCCUACAUCGGCGGCAUGUUUGGCGCCGGGAUCUAUUUUGCCGAGAACUCCUCCAAAAGCAACCAGUACGUGUAUGGGAUCGGUGGAGGCACAGGAUGUCCCACCCACAAAGACCGUUCCUGCUACGUGUGUCACAGGCAGAUGCUGUUCUGCAGGGUGACGUUGGGUAAGUCAUUUCUUCAGUUCAGUGCGAUGAAAAUGGCCCACGCCCCCCCCGGACAUCACUCUGUUAUUGGACGGCCCAGCGUCAACGGACUGGCUUAUGCAGAGUACGUCAUCUACAGAGGGGAGCAGGCUUACCCAGAAUACUUGAUUACCUACCAGAUCGUAAAGCCGGAGAGUGUGGCGGCUCCCGCUGCCACCGCUGAGCAGAAGUCUUAAAACACAGACCCAGCUGGAUCAGAAUGCAGUGGACUAGAGAACUCUCUCAAGAGAACUGAACUAUAAGGCCUUUGAAACCUCUGACCCAGUAUAAAAGUCUCCAGAGCUGAACUUGAGGUGGGUGAGGUUAAGUGUCGACCAGACGUGAGUCAGACAACCCUCGGAAUUGGACCUGAACGUGUCUCAGCAGAAGAAGAAGAAAAGAAAAAUGAGGAGUUUUAGGGGUACAAUACAUGCACAGUCCAAUACAGAGGAGUGCAAGAAUCAAUGAGAUUCUUUAAUUAAUUAGGUCUAAUUCUGCUUAAGAAAAUUCAAAUGGUUUGAUCAGCAGCUCUGGAAGCGUAUCAGUAAGCAGGCCUCUGGCUUGAUCCUAUAAAACGAUUAAGGAAACAAUUAGGACAGGACACAGUCCAAAGCAAAACAAACACUCCUGAUUUAGCACCUUUGCGCUGCU